AUGGAUUCCCUGGAUAGCCUGCGACAUACUAUUCACAAUCAUCCGUUAAUUGACAACCAUGCACAUAAUUUAUUGAAUCAGGAAGCUGUCACCGACUACGACAACUAUCCACUUGAGUCCAUCAUAUCCGAAGCCCACGGUCAAGCCUUGAAAAAUGCUCAGUCGACUUUGCCACUGAUACGCGCGACUAAUCAACUAUCUGAGCUCUAUGGGACACCAUGUUCAAACUGGUCAGAUGUCCUUGCUGCCCGCGAUCGAUGGGUCGAGCAAGAUUAUGAAGGUUUUGUCCAACGAAGCCUCGAAGGAACUCAUGCACUACUUCUGGAUGACCUUUUAAUGGACGAAGAUGAUGAAGAUGUUGAGCCAUACGCCUGGCAUGACUCAUUUACAGCUUCAGCGACCAAGCGCAUUGUUCGGAUCGAAGCAUUAGCAGCCUCGCUUCUGAAAACAAUAAUGAACGAAGAGCGCGACCCACAAGAAUCCAUUUGGAACAAAUUCCGCGCGAGGUUUUUGGCAUUACUUGAGCAUGCGAUGGAUGAUUCUGCCGUUGUGGGAUUCAAGUCUGUGAUUUGUUAUCGCACAGGCUUGGAUAUCGACCCCCACAGGGCCGACGAGGCUACGAUGACAGCCUCGCUUCACCGCACCCUUGACUCGGGUACCAAGAGAUCGGGUUACCGUAUCGAAGACAAGCCGUUAAAUGACUGGUUGGUCCACGAAACGCUACAGGCUAUUACAUUGAAGAAGAGGCAAGGGGUUUCUAAGCCACUUCAAUUUCAUACUGGUCUGGGCGACAAUGAUAUCAGCCUUAUCAAAUCGAAUCCUGCUUAUAUGCAGCCCCUGAUCGCUCGGUAUAGCGUUGCAGAGAUUGUAUUACUACACUCUUCAUAUCCUUUUACUCGUGAGGCUGGAUAUCUGGCCUCUGUUUAUCCUAAUGUCUAUUUGGAUCUUGGGGAGGUAUUCCCAAUGGUCAGCCGAGAAGCGCAAGAGCAGAUUUUAAGACAGAGUUUGGAACUAACGCCCAUUAACCGCUUGCUGUGGAGUACGGAUGGUCACUUUCAUCCGGAAACAUUCUGGUUAGCCAACAAACAGUUCCGUCAAGCUCUUGAGAAAGUUUUCGUCGAAUAUGUCCAGCAUGGCGAUUUUAAUGUGACGCAGGCCAAGAGCGCUGUCGCUGAUAUCCUAUUUCACAACUCAAAUCGCCUUUACCAAUUGAAUCUCGACCCCGAACACAAGCCUGGACUCGCCACUCAGUCUUUAAUAGCUACCAACGGUCCAAGCGCACCUGACCCAUUGAACGCCUUUUUACAAAAGAACCCGGAUAUCAAAUAUAUCUGGAUGCAGUGGGUGGAUUACACAGCGACACUUCGAGUGCGAAUGUUUCCUGUCCAGGAAUUCAUCCUAAUUGUGCGACGGCAAAGACGUGUCGGGAUCUCACUUUCAGUCCUCAAUAUGCUACAAGACGAUACAGUUCUACCAGAAGGAUCAGCUACGGGCCAAUUCUACAUGGAACCCGAUUUGAACAGCCUCUACAUUAAUGGAAGUAUGUCUACACCAGCUGCCCCGAGUGCCACUGUUAUGACGUUCUGGCGGUCGGAAGAUGAUAAGCCCCUGGAAGGAUGUCCAAGGACUACCUUGCAGAAUAUCGUUGAUUCUCUACACACCGAACACAAGAUUGAUAUUCUGUGCGGCUUUGAGAUUGAGGUAGUCUUUCUCAAGCCACAAAAGGAUCCACAGAGUGGACGGAUAGUAGCCUAUGAACCCGCCACGAGCAAUCAUUCUUGGUCUCAGAUGACCGGGGACACAAGAGGAAUGGUUCAUAUCCUGGAAGAGAUUACACAAGUUUUAUCAUCGAUGGACAUUGAGCUGCAACAAUUCCACGCCGAGUCAGCUCCCGGUCAAUUCGAAUUCGUCCUCCCACCAGCCGCGCCAUUGGAUGCUGUAGAUGCUCUCUACACCGCACGACAAGUAGUGACAGCCAUCGCAGAAAAGCAUGGUCUGCGAGCAACACUUCAUCCUCGUCCCUUCCCCAGUGGAGCUGGCAGUGCUUCUCACACACACAUCUCCAUCAACCCAGCAACACGCGAAGAUGAAUUUUUAGCCGGAAUCCUCGAUGUUUACUGUGCAAUUACGGCUUUCACUCUCGCGCAAGAUGCAAGCUAUGAGCGUAUUCGUUCCGGUAUCUGGGCAGGGUCGGAGUGGGUGGCAUGGGGCUUCCAAAAUCGAGAGACACCAAUACGCAAGAUUAGUGAGGGCCACUGGGAAUUCAAGUCCAUGGACGGCUUAGCAAACCCCUACCUUGCCGUAGCUGCCAUUCUCGCCGGUGGAUAUUGGGGCCUAUCACGGUCGAAGCCACUGGUGAUGAAAGACUGUGCUGUUGAUGCUGCCACGGUCACCACGGAAGAGCGCGAAAAGCUCGGAAUCAAAACUCGAGUUCCUAGAUCCCUCAGUGAGAGCCUCCGUUAUCUCCAAAGGUAUUCCGAGUUUCAGGAAUUACUCGGAUCUGCACUUGUGCGCAAUUACAUAUCGGUGAAAGUGGGGGAAUCCGCCCGCCUGGCGGCCAUGUCAGAAACGGAACGGAGAAUGUGGCUCUUGGAGAAAUAUUAA
Messenger RNA from Penicillium angulare, 2604 nucleotides. RefSeq lists its product as uncharacterized. The transcript is spliced from 3 exons. Bases 1 to 2604 code for a protein of 867 amino acids. Gene Ontology annotation, molecular function: hydrolase activity; glutamine synthetase activity. NCBI's taxonomy places the organism in Eukaryota, Fungi, Ascomycota, Eurotiomycetes, Eurotiales, Aspergillaceae. The record is from RefSeq and is a predicted model, not a curated record.